AUGGCGUCUGUUUCUCACUUCGCCCGCUGCUCUAUUCGUCAUUUCUCCGCGCAACGUCCUCGUCCCGACUCUCGAGCUGCCCGCGCAAUCACCAUGGGCUGCAUCGCAUCCGGUGUAGUGCUCCCAUUUGUUCCCCCUGCCCUGGAGAGUUCGCGCCACCGGAGUUCGGGCGUAUCCGCUAGUGCCAAGUGA
Molecule: messenger RNA, 192 nt
Organism: Penicillium paradoxum
Lineage: Eukaryota; Fungi; Ascomycota; Eurotiomycetes; Eurotiales; Aspergillaceae
Exons: 1
Coding region: 1-192 (63 amino acids)
Source: RefSeq, a predicted model, not a curated record